Lethenteron reissneri (Far Eastern brook lamprey) is the source of this 905-nucleotide messenger RNA. Its product is annotated as catenin delta-2-like. Gene Ontology annotation, biological process: cell-cell adhesion. Lineage: Eukaryota; Metazoa; Chordata; Hyperoartia; Petromyzontiformes; Petromyzontidae. The record is from RefSeq and is a predicted model, not a curated record. Gene Ontology annotation, cellular component: plasma membrane; nucleus; adherens junction.
UUGUGGUGUUGCUGUUGGUGGCGGUGAUUGCCAGCAACCUGACAAGUUGGCGGUGGCGGUGGUGUGGGCGGCUGGGAAGCUGCGCUCAAUAUUCACGCUGCUCGUUGAGUGUGAGGAGGACGACCAUGUGCUUGCGUCUGCAUGCGAGAUGUUGCAAGUCCUCAGCUCCAGCCAUGCUGGCGCAUUGGCAUUUAGCAACAAUGGAAGCCUCGCGGCCUUAGCCAGCCUGCUGGGACGCACUCACAACCCUCACACCCUGGAGAAGAUCACCGGCACGCUGUGGAACCUGUCGCGCCACGAGUUUCUGAGGGCUGCGCUGGUGGAGCUUUGCCUCCCGGCGCUGGUGGAGCACGUGCUGGUGCCAGAGAGCGGCUGGAGGAGCAACUUUGGAGACUCGCCCGCCUCACCCUCCCCACCCGGCUCGUCCGCCUCGCCUUCCGCGGCGUUCUGCAACGCCUUGACGUGCCUACGGGAGUUGAGCUCGGCAGAUCCGGACGGACGGCUGAGCACGUGGAAGGGCGAGGGGCUGGUGGACUGCGUGCUGCGCUUCGUCCGCUCGGCACUGAGAGGACGCAACAUCGAGACCAAGGUGACCCCCACAGCGCGAUGGGUAGCGGUGGUGUAGCGGUUAGCGCUACGCUGCUCUAUGAACCCGGCGGCGGGUCCAAGUGUGUCGAGUCCAACUCGGUCGCAGACGUUGUCUUGGGAGCAACACUCUUCAGCGACACAACACAAGCUACACUUGGGUGUUGACCGCGUGACUAGAGGCUUCUUCAACCCGAUGCGGAUCUUCAUCGCCAGCAACACGAAGAACCCCGAGCCCCUCACUCUUUGGUCUGCAUCAGCAGCAGGCCACGCUUUCCCGCCCGUUGACAGACACUUGCGUGGCGUCCGAAACGUCGUGA